CACCAACCUUCCCCGGAAGUUUCGGUCCGCUGACAACAGAUGAAAUACAGGAGGUAAAAAUGACUUAUCUCUUUUCGGUGGAGGUUCACGCCUCGCUGCUCUACAAAUCUGAUUUCAUGUACUGACUUAUAAACGCACAGGAGGAAAAAUGUGUCUGUACAUCCUUGGACUGGUGGCUGUUUGGUUCGUCUAUCGCUGGUACAGAGAAACCAAAAGAGUCUCCAACAAGGAGGACAAAUAUGUGUACAUCACUGGUUGUGACUCCGGGUUUGGUAAUCUCCUGGCGAGACGCCUGGACAAGCUGGGCUUCCGUGUGAUUGCAGGCUGUUACACCGGGAAGGGUGAGGAUGAGCUGAAGAAGGUUUCCUCCAACAGACUGACCACCAUCCACCUGGAUGUCACUGAUUCUGAGAGUGUGAGCAAAGGGGCAGCAUUCAUCAAGACUCUGGUUGGACAGAAGGGCCUCUGGGCUGUCGUGAACAACGCCGGAAUCUCAGUGCCGUCUGGUCCCAACGACUGGCUCACCAUAGACGAUUACAAGCCUAUGAUAGCAGUCAAUCUGCUCGGCGUCAUCGACGUGACCCUCAGUGUCCUCCCCCUCAUCAAGAAGGCCAAAGGCAGGGUGGUAAACAUCGCCAGCGUGUUCGGUCGAAUCAGCCCAUUCGGUGGACCUUACUGUGUCUCCAAGUAUGGAGUGGAGGCCUUCAAUGACAGUCUCCGCAUCAACAUGGCACCAUUUGGAGUCAAGGUGUUAUGCAUUGAGCCCGGCUUCUUCAAAACAAACGUGACUGAUACAAUUAUGGUGAAGAAUAACUUGAUGAAGCUUUGGGGAAAAGCACCUCAGGACGUGAAGGAUGACUAUGGGGAUGGUUUCUUGGACACAAUGCUUGAACAGUUGGACCACAGAUUCAGCCAGCUUGUAGAUGGGGACCUGAUGAAGGUGGUCGGUUGCAUGGAGCACGCCAUCUCUGCCCUUCACCCUCGUAAUCGCUACUCCCCUGGAUGGGAUGCUAAGUUCUUCUGGUUGCCCAUGUCGUACAUGCCAACCUGGAUUUCAGACACAUAUUUUGUCAAAAAUAGCCCCAGACCCAAAAUAUCUGUGCUGUAGUUUCUGUCAGCUCAGCACAAUGAACUUUAUGC
Messenger RNA from Archocentrus centrarchus (flier cichlid), 1140 nucleotides. RefSeq names its product dehydrogenase/reductase (SDR family) member 9 (gene dhrs9). Gene Ontology annotation, biological process: steroid metabolic process. The transcript is spliced from 5 exons. NCBI's taxonomy places the organism in Eukaryota, Metazoa, Chordata, Actinopteri, Cichliformes, Cichlidae. Gene Ontology annotation, molecular function: oxidoreductase activity. Gene Ontology annotation, cellular component: intracellular membrane-bounded organelle. The coding region runs from base 149 to 1108 and encodes 319 amino acids. The record is from RefSeq and is a predicted model, not a curated record.